Bactrocera dorsalis (oriental fruit fly) is the source of this 662-nucleotide messenger RNA. RefSeq names its product integrin alpha-PS1-like. The record is from RefSeq and is a predicted model, not a curated record. NCBI's taxonomy places the organism in Eukaryota, Metazoa, Arthropoda, Insecta, Diptera, Tephritidae. Bases 198 to 512 code for a protein of 104 amino acids. The transcript has 2 exons.
AUAGUAUAAAUAUGUGCCUAAUUUCAAUACAGCAUCGGUGAAAUAUUUUUCCUCAAAAUAUAAAUGCAUGAAAAAGUGUCAAAACGUGCAUGAAACCACAAGAAAAUAUUAAAUAAAGUGCCGAAAGUGUCUUCGAAAAGUGAAUAGUGAAAUUUGUUUGUUUGUCACUUUGUGAUUUUUAACAACAAUAAUUCAAUAUGAGCGGUUAUUAUAUCAAGCAACCGCCACUCGCUUCCAGCCGCUUGAUGCUGCCACAUCCACAUUAUAAAAGUGCCAAUAAUCUACAAACAGCAACAAAAUUUAAAUCCGCAAUACUUCAUCGCUUUUCAUUAACAAGUUUAGUGCUGCUCCUUUGCUGCAUCUUUUCACACAUUCCACACAGCGACGCCUUCAAUCUGGAGAAUCGUUUGCCAAUAGUCAAGUAUGGACCACAUGCGAACUCAUAUUUUGGCUAUUCCAUAGCAACACAUACGGUGGGCGAAUACAAUUGGCCGAAUAACACAAAAUGGUAAGCAAUUAAAUCUUAUAUCAUUGCAAGUCCCGCUUUGGAAGUAAUUGUAAGUUCUUUAUAUACUUAUUAUUUAUUGGUUCUAUUUACGUGGGGCCGUUUUCCCAUUUUUUUUAUUAUUCAAAGUAUUGUCCUAAUGUUUUCCAGAAAACUC